AGGAAAAAAAAGAACUGGAGCCUAAGGAGCCAUACCUAAGGAGCCAUACCUACCUAAGGAGCCCUGAAAAAACUCAGGCAAAGGGCCUUACCUAAAGCGGUUUAGUGGAGGGGAUCGAUGGCAGCCCACUUGUGCUGACCCCACUUCGGCAGAAAAAGUUCAGUUCACAGGUCCCCCGAAAUUUAUUCUCAGGCCUUCACAAAAUCUGGUUGGGAGAAUUUCUUUCUCGAACCCCACGUUCUUCCUUCCUUCCUCAUUCUCUCUUCCACCAAAAUCCUCUCAGACAGCAAAAUGGCGGACGAACUGUAUGACGGUGCCAUUGGCAUUGAUUUGGGUACUACCUACUCCUGCGUUGCUAUCUACGAGGGUACCAAUGUCGAGAUCAUCGCCAACGAGCAGGGUUCUUUCACCACCCCUUCUUUCGUUUCCUUCACCGAGAAGGAGCGUCUGAUUGGUGAGGCCGCAAAGAACAAUGCUGCCAUGAACCCCCGGAAUACCGUCUUCGAUGCCAAGCGUCUGAUCGGUCGCCGCUUCGAUGACCCUACCGUCAAGAAGGACAUCGAGUCUUGGCCCUUCAAGAUCGUCGAUGAUGGUGGUAACCCCCGCAUCGAGGUCGACUACCUGGGCGAGAAGAAGACCUUCUCUGCCCAGGAGAUUUCCUCCAUGGUUCUCGUCAAGAUGAAGGAGAUUGCCGAGACCAAGCUUGGCAAGAAGGUCGAGAAGGCCGUCAUCACUGUCCCUGCCUACUUCAACGACAACCAGCGACAGGCCACCAAGGAUGCCGGUUCUAUCGCCGGUCUCAACGUCCUCCGUAUCAUCAACGAGCCCACCGCUGCCGCUAUCGCCUACGGUCUCGGUGCUGGUAAGUCCGAGAAGGAGCGCAACGUCCUGAUCUACGAUCUCGGUGGUGGUACUUUCGAUGUCUCCCUCCUGAACAUCCAGGGUGGUGUCUUCACCGUCAAGGCCACUGCUGGUGACACCCACUUGGGUGGUCAGGAUUUCGACACCAACCUGCUCGAGCACUGCAAGAAGGAGUUCUCCCGCAAGAGCAAGAAGGAUCUCUCCGGAGAUGCCCGUGCUCUCCGCCGUCUCCGAACUGCUUGCGAGCGUGCCAAGCGUACCCUGUCCAGCGGUGCCCAGGCCACCAUUGAGAUUGACUCUCUCUUCGAUGGUGAGGACUUCACCAUGUCCAUCACCCGUGCCCGUUUCGAGGACCUUAACGCCAAGGCCUUCUCUGGCACCAUCGAGCCCGUUGCCCAGGUUCUCAAGGACGCCGCCAUGGAGAAGAGCGGUGUUGACGAGAUUGUCCUGGUCGGUGGCUCUACCCGUAUCCCCAAGAUCCAGAAGCUUCUGUCCGAGUUCUUCGAUGGCAAGAAGCUCGAGAAGUCUAUCAACCCCGAUGAGGCCGUUGCCUACGGUGCCGCCGUCCAGGCCGGUAUCCUCUCCGGAAAGGCCACCUCCGCCGAGACCGCCGACCUCCUCCUCCUCGAUGUCGUUCCCCUGUCUCUGGGUGUCGCCAUGGAGGGCAACAUCUUCGCUCCCGUUGUUCCUCGUGGACAAACUGUCCCAACGAUCAAGAAGAGAACCUUUACUACAGUCGCUGAUAAUCAGCAAACACAAUUCCCUGUUUUCCAGGGCGAGCGUGUCAACUGCGAGGACAACACCUCCCUGGGUGAAUUCACCCUUGCUCCUAUCCCUCCCAUGAGGGCCGGUGAGGCCGUCCUCGAGGUUGUCUUCGAGGUCGACGUCAACGGUAUCCUCAAGGUCACCGCCACUGAGAAGACCUCUGGCCGCUCUGCCAACAUCACCAUUGCCAACUCUGUCGGCAAGCUCUCCACUGGCGAGAUCGAGAAGAUGAUCAGCGGUAUGUUUCCCCUGUUACGAGUGCAUAAAUCAGUCCAAACUAACUCGAAAUAGACGCCGAGGCUUUCAAGAGCAACGACGAGGCUUUCAGCAAGAAGUUCGAGGCCAAGCAGCAGCUUGAGUCUUACAUCGGCCGUGUCGAGGAGAUCGUCUCCGACCCUACUCUGUCCCUCAAG
Molecule: messenger RNA, 2039 nt
Organism: Ilyonectria robusta
Lineage: Eukaryota; Fungi; Ascomycota; Sordariomycetes; Hypocreales; Nectriaceae
Product: heat shock protein SSB1
Exons: 5
Coding region: 292-1917 (541 amino acids)
Biological process (GO): vesicle-mediated transport; protein refolding; cellular response to unfolded protein
Cellular component (GO): nucleus; cytoplasm; plasma membrane
Molecular function (GO): misfolded protein binding; ATP binding; ATP-dependent protein folding chaperone
Source: RefSeq, a predicted model, not a curated record